Molecule: messenger RNA, 237 nt
Organism: Cooperia oncophora
Lineage: Eukaryota; Metazoa; Nematoda; Chromadorea; Rhabditida; Trichostrongylidae
Source: the annotation of a GenBank genome assembly
AUGCAGCAUUUUCCAGAAGUGCACGUGCAGCCUAUGAUUAUCCCAAUUCGCUGCUUCACAUGUGGAAAAGUGAUUGGCAACAAAUGGGAGGCUUAUCUUGGUCUCUUACAAGCGGAAUACACUGAAGGUGACGCACUUGAUGCCUUGAAUUUGCGCCGAUACUGCUGUCGUCGAAUGUUGUUGUCUCAUGUCGACUUGAUAGAGAAGCUUCUGAAUUACCAUCCAUUGGAGAAGUAG